UCUGGCUCUGUCCUGUAGUUUCUACCACAGCUGUGCGUCCCAGACGGAGUAAAAAAGGACGUUGUCUCGUAAAGAAAACGUAGAAAACUUUUCAAGCACAACUAUUUAUGAGGAUUACUAUUUUUUUUUUAUCCACUCCAUCCUCUGCAUUGAGAGGAAAUAACUUUACCGGACAACAAGUGAUGUAAUGGUUUGCUUUUUACCAAGCGUGUGCGCACACGGUCAGCAGAGCUCGGUGCGCACUGAGGCUCAGAGCAAAGUGGACCACCACAGCCCGCGACUUCUGUAAAAAUGAAGCUCAACUUUUCCCUGCGUUCACUGUUUGCAGUUGUGGUUGUGGCAGUUCUAACAGCUAUCAAAGCUGCUGAGACUCAGAAACUUUCUGAAGAUACUGGCAUAUUCUCCAGCCCGCUGCCUGUGUAUCCCACCAUCAGCUUCCAGAUCCUCAACGCAGACCAUGUGUUUUUGAAACAGGACAGCCAAGAGCCCGCAGGGAACUCAAGCCUUAAAGCUCAGGCUCAGACCUUCCUCAUCGCUACCCCAGGUGCUGGCGUUCUCCAGCCAGUCAUCAAGGCUUCAUACGGCCCCCUUAGUGUGGAUGCUGUGAUUCCCCCAGAUUUGCUUCUCAGUGGCCGUCGAAUUCUACCCGUAAUUCUGAGCCGUCAGGUUCGCUCUUCAUCCCCCGUCGUUAAGAUUCUCUUCCAUAUGCCCACAGAAAGCAAUAUCACUGUUUGGCAAGAGGCAAUGGACUUAAGAAGAAGUGACGAAAGAAAAAAUAGCGGGGGCAAGGCCAAGGAUGGAGCUCACUGUGUGACGGCUUACGCCUUCUGGGAGACGAGGGAGGUCCGCGGGGCUUGCCUGGUGUCUCCAGGUGGAUUCUGUGUGGCGCAGUUGAAGCCAGAACCUUCCUGGUUCAGUUCAGCCAGCAGGUCUGGGAGCGCCAGCCGAGAAGCCGAAAGAACUGAAGGAGUCAGGGGUGUUCAGGGAACGCUUGUGGAAGUCUACUUCCAGAGCAGAAGGGACCAGACCGGACAAUGCACUCCCCAGGAUAGCCUGCAGCGAGUGGGAGUGGGACGAGAGCGAGACUCCAGGGGAUCAGGGACACCUAUGAGGCGGAUCGGAAGUGUCACUCUGCUCAAAGCUCCACAGGGAAACCCCACUUUUCUUCGGCUGAGGCUAGGUGGGGCUGUGGUGAUCCAAACUUCUUCCACACCCCUGAAGACCUCAGACGUGGCAACUUUUUACAUAUUUCUGGCCAGCACGUCUACCUUGGAAAACUUCACUCUUCGGGCGGCUGUUAAAACAGGGCUGUCCUUCAGCGCCGCUCGGCCCAGUGACUCGGCUCUGUGGGACAUCUUGGUGGAGCCUGGCAGAGGAGCAACUCCCAACACUGUCUCUGUAGUUUGCCACAGGAAGGUGUCUAUCACUGCUAAAAGAGGUCUUCUGGAGGUUUUACAGUUGGACUUUGUACCAAAAGAUGUUCCGGAGCAGAUUGAAAGUCAAACCAUCUCGUGGCGUGUGGAACUGCCAGGGAAUGUUAAGGACGUUGGAUAUAUGCGGCUCUUCACCACACAGAAAGACUUUGUGGGCCUGGCACCUUUGGUGAUGACCACUGAUAUCUUGAAUACUGCGGUGCUGACGGGUAAAAAGGUUUCAGUUCCCGUGAAAACUCUGGCUGUUGAGGACGACGGCUCACUCACUGACGUAACCAACUACACCAGUUGUCGCUCUACAGAUGAGGAUGUCGUCAAGGUGUCAGAGCGCUGUAAUUAUGUUUAUGUAAAUGGAAAGGAGACAAAUGGGAAAAACAGAGUGAUGCUCAACUUUACUUAUGGUUUCCUGAGUGCGCAACUUGAGAUGAGUGUUUGGAUGCCCCGAGUACCCCUGGUCAUCGAUGUGGCUGACCCAGAGCUAAGCCAGAUCAAAGGAUGGAGGGUCCCUGUCACUACUGGAAACAGAAAGUCUACGUGGGACAGCGAGGAAGAAGAGGAGAUGAGGAAGGGCAGGGGCUGCAUGCUGCAGUACCAGCACUCCACACUGAGAGUGCUCACGCCUUUUGUGGCCAAGGUGGACAAUGAAUUCCUUCCCGAACCACUUACAGGCGGAUCGUCCGUUGAGUUCUUCCUGGGCUCUGACUGGCAGGUGGAUGUGACCAAUCUUGUGCGCUAUUCUCUAAAAGUAGCAGAUCCUGAUAUAGCCAGAGUGCUGGAUGGAAUUGUACUACAAGGACGAGCGGUGGGCACCACCACUGUGCAGGUGUUGUCUCCUGUGACAUCAUCGGUGCUUGCUGAGAGGAGCAUCAGGGUUCAGGAUGACAAAGUGAGUGUGACAGAACUGGGGGUGCACAUGGUUUCUGGCCUGUCUCUGUCCCUUCAACUCAGUCCAGGGAGCAACAGGGCUGUCGUUGCCACAGCAACCACACGGGAGGUGAUCACACAGCUCAAACAGGAAGCAGUCGUCAGUUGCUGGGUUCAGUUCAGUGACGGGGCUGUCACUCCACUCGGGCUGUUUGACCGCAGUAUCUACUCCCUCACCGUCUCCACCCCAGAUGAGAGGGUUGCCACAGUUCGCCGCACACCACAGUCCACAUUUGUAGUUGCGCAGGGUGAAGGUGAAGCCCGGGGGAAGUUGGUGAGGGUUGAACUGAGGAUCUGUGAGGAGUGCCAGAAGUCCAAGAGGAAAAGCAAGUUGGCCGUGGGCGCAGGGAUUCUCAAAACCAAAUUCCAGAGUAGCAGAGUUACUGAUAGAAGCAGAAAUGUGGAUGGAACAGAAGUGGUGGAUGCCUUUAAAACAACAGAGUCAUCACAGAGUGCUUUCACAGUCUUGGAUAAAAAAAUGCCCAGAAGCACAGGUCCCAAUCAGAAGUCCGUUGAGGCAGAGGCAACAACUUCUACAGUUUCUCCUAAUGGACAUGUGCAGCCUAGUUUUGUAAAUAUCGGAACAACCAAAGCAAUAAGAGGGACCACCUUUGGUGUCAUUAGCAUGGCAAACCCUACAGCUAUGAUCAAACCAGGCUUAAACACACAACUGAGCACAACAAUGAGUAUCACCAUUGAGGGAGAUGGGCGUAAGAAAAGUUAUGGAAACAUACAAGAUAAUUCAAAUUUGCUUCCUAAUAACGACAUUCCCAAGAAGGCGUCUCCUAAAUCUAAAACACCCAAAGUAAUUGAAAGUGACCUCAUUAGGACAUUCAAGGCCAUGACAGACCUGGAAAUUGGCAUGUAUUCCUUGGUCGGGGUUUCCUGUAUAGCGCUCUUGGCCUUUUUGAUCAACUGUGCUUCAUAUAAUCUCUGUUUUCGGAAUCAUAAGACGCCUGUGCAGAAGGGCUCACAACCCAGUGCAAACGCAAAGGAUCACAAGCACGACUGGGUGUGGCUGGGGAGUGGUAAUCGCAGCUCUCCUGGACCAAGUGCCGCCGGAGCCCCAGCUCCAGCCUCAACUCUAAAGCGCGAGCCUCAUCGCCCUCUGGAAUCCCAUCAUUCCAUAGAUUCCAUGGGCAACUGCAGCCUGGACAGCACUCUGCCCACGGUGAGCGGCCCCGCGGUCCCAGAACGGACUGCCACCCUCGGCCGCAGCCGAACCAGCUCCCAGCAGCACCAGUUUCAAGCAAAGGCAAUCAACCCCAUGGCCAACCGUUCGGCCACCUUGCUGGCAAGACCACAGCGCAACGAGCCGCUCCAUUCCCCCACCAGUAAGAGAAAUCAGGUCCAGUUCACCACCUUUACCACACUGGACAUCAAGCACUUGAACGCGCUGAAGAAGAACGGCGUGGACUUAAAUUGGGCCAACCAGCAAAAGCAGCAGCCACAGGCCCCCGCGGAACCGAAGACACCGUUACCUGACAUGCCAUGGCCCGUAGUGACACCGUUAGGAGAGCCCCACUGACUUUUUGGUGCCGGGCACAGGUGUUCGUGUUAGGGAUUUAAGCAGAGAAAUGUGUGCAGCAUGCAAACUCUGCUAAUGUCAAAUGGAGGAAAAAUAUAUCUUAGUAAAAGAAAAUUCACAGCUGAGGAUGUAUUUAUUGAGAUAACGUAAAACACAUUUUGUAUGAAAACGUGUGUGCUCAUUGCAAGUUUUUAAGUACAGUUUGUAAUUGUGUACCCACAAUAACCGCUCUAAAACAACCGACAUAAAGUGAUACUGUGCUCAUGUUUUACAGUUAAAAGCUACUUUUGAUCCUUUCAUGCUGAGUUCUUGUAUUUGUAAAUUGAUUACAGAUCUACUAAACUUUUCCUGUAAAUAGACAUAUAUUUAUACUGUUACAUGUAUUUAUACAUUUUUAACAAAAUGAUUUGAAUCUCCUUUUUGUACAACCCUGUAGCAAUGACUCCUCUAUCGUUAAUCGUUAUGAUAGAUGCAGAAUGGGAAAGAUUUAUUGUAGGUAAUUCUCUUCCAGUCCAGCUUUUAUUUGACCUGCUACAUAGGAAUGAGAAUAUGCAACACUCUUCAAGCUGUUUUGACCAAUCUGUUGUCACAGUCAUCACCAAACACCCAGCUUCACAUGCAAAACACGCUAUGCAAAUCUAGUCUUUGGAUUCUGAGUCUGACAUUGUUUCGUAAGGUUACCUUGGGCUUUGUACUUGCUCUGGGGGCCUGCUUGUACAUCUUGUUAAAGUCUGAUUUUACUCUCUUGAUAUGGUGCAAUACAUAUUUAACAGUGAGAUUUUUUAUGUAUGAAUGAAACAUUAUGAUGCCUUCUCUAAGUAACAUUGUACAUUCCUAUUUUAAUACCUGAUGUGAUUUCCUUUUCC
Menidia menidia (Atlantic silverside) is the source of this 4751-nucleotide messenger RNA. Lineage: Eukaryota; Metazoa; Chordata; Actinopteri; Atheriniformes; Atherinopsidae. The record is from the annotation of a GenBank genome assembly.